Messenger RNA from Punctularia strigosozonata HHB-11173 SS5, 1853 nucleotides. RefSeq lists its product as uncharacterized. Bases 5 to 1747 code for a protein of 580 amino acids. The record is from RefSeq and is a predicted model, not a curated record. The transcript is spliced from 3 exons. NCBI's taxonomy places the organism in Eukaryota, Fungi, Basidiomycota, Agaricomycetes, Corticiales, Punctulariaceae.
GACCAUGCGCCCGUCUCUACUGUUGGUCUGCGCACUCACACUCUCCGGCGCUCAAGCCUCUUGGUUUGGGUCCGACGCACCAGCAUAUAAAUCUUGGGAUGAAGUCGAGACCAGAGCAUGGCUCGAGGCGCACAACAUCCAAGCGCCCAAGGGCUACUCAAAGUCUGAACUCCAGAACCUCGUCAAGGCCAACUGGAACUCGGCGUCGUCAUGGACCGCCGACCAGUACUACAAAGCCCAGCAGGUCUUUGCCGACGUGAAGGACUCUACCUUCGAUACAUGGGAUGAGUCGAGAUUGCGGGAAUUCCUUCUCGAACAGGGUGUUGUCCAGCCUUCCGGCCCGCGAGAGUCGCUCGCGCUCAUGGCGAAGCAAAAAUACCGCGCAUACACGAGCGCCGCAUCUUCCUUCUCUUCCUCCGUUUCUACCGCCGCAUCCACUGCCGUCUACGGCGACCGCACCCAACAAGCCAGCAAGUCCGCAACUUCCCUGGCGAGCCAAGCUAGCCAGUCCGCGACCUCGAUCGCAAGUCAGGCAUCCGCAUCUGCGGCCUCCGCGUACACGGUCGCGUCGAACUCUGCAUCUUCGGUUGUCGCGGCUGCAACCACUCCGGUUACGCGCAAGCUCGACGAAACCAAGGACUACGUGUACUCGUCGUGGGAUGACAGCGCACUUCGCGCCUACCUCGAGGAGAAGGGCGUCGUCGAGCCCAAGGCGAAGACCACCCGCGAGCAGCUCCUGUCCUAUAUGCAAGACACCUAUGCGAAAACCGCUAACCCCGUCUGGCGCGCCUGGUCCGACUCGUACACCCGCGAAUGGCUCGUGACGCAUCACCUCCUCAAGUCGGACGAGCAGAAGCAGCGCGAGGCGCUUCAAGACCAGAUGGCGAGGUACUACUACGACACGAAGGAGACAGUCUACUCGAGUUGGGACGAGAGCCAGCUGAAACAGUGGCUGAUCGAGCACAACAUCGUCAAGUCGGACGCGCAGGUCGAGCGCGAGAAGUUGCAGCGGCUCGUCGCGGACAACUACGCGAACGCGCAGGACACGAUCUGGGCUUCGUGGAAGGAUUCGGAUAUGCGCGACUGGCUGAUCGAGCACGGAUACCUCCGCACGGACGCGCAGAAGUCGCGCGACGAGCUCAUCCGGCUCAUGAACCAGAAGUACGACAAUGCCUCCACCCGCACCGCCGAUUAUCUCGUCUGGCCGGACGCCCGUCUCCGCGCCUACCUCCGCAACCGUGGUCUCUCUGAGGGCGCGCUGCCGACUAGCCGCCCCGGUCUGCUUCAAGAGGUCCGCAUCCGCUGGGUGCAGACUAACAGCCGCGUCGAGGCGCUGUACGAGAAGAUCAGGGAGAACCUGUACUCCGGCGUCGAACUCGCCGAGGAGAAGCUCGGCCAGAUCCUGAGCGUUCUCACCGGCUCGGCUCACAGCGCUGCGUCGUCGGCGUCCUCCGCCGGUGCGUCUGCAACUGGCAAGGUCGCCGCGUCUGCCUCUUCUGCGAGCGCGAAGGCUGCCGCUAGCGCGUCCUCGGCGUCGCUCAAGGCAGCUGCCAGCGCUUCGUCGGCAUCGGCCAAGGGAUCCGCGAGCGCGAGCAGCGCAACCAAGGCGGCGAAGGAGACGGCGUACGACGCGAAGGCGGCUGCCGCCGACUCGAAGGAGCAAAAGAAGGGCUGGUUGAAGGGCAAGGCAAGCAGCGUUAGCGUCGAGAGCGCGAAGAAUACGGCGAAGGUCAAGGGCGAGCUGUGAAAAAGGGGAAAGAACUUGACUGACGAGUUACGAACGAUACGACGCUAGCGAUUGCAUGUGACCACCUAUCUGUAGCGACCAGUAAUCAUUGUAUGAUAGUAGUAAU